This is a messenger RNA of Pungitius pungitius (ninespine stickleback), 6331 nucleotides long. RefSeq names its product RNA-binding protein Nova-1. The transcript is spliced from 4 exons. The record is from RefSeq and is a predicted model, not a curated record. The coding region runs from base 705 to 2039 and encodes 444 amino acids. Gene Ontology annotation, cellular component: nucleus; cytoplasm. Lineage: Eukaryota; Metazoa; Chordata; Actinopteri; Perciformes; Gasterosteidae. Gene Ontology annotation, molecular function: mRNA binding. Gene Ontology annotation, biological process: regulation of alternative mRNA splicing, via spliceosome; mRNA splicing, via spliceosome.
UGCCUCAGAUCACUCCUCCUCCACCUCCUGCAUCAUCUACUUGUGCUAGCCGUACACCUCUUCAGCCACUGUUGAAGGUCACUCCACACGCCUGCCUGUUCGCCGCUGAAGCUCGCUCCCCCGACCACUUCACCUUUGUCACUUGCCACAAAAAAAGUGAGUAAAUGGACUGCCAUACUUUAUAGUGCUGCGUCAAAAGAGGCGGAGUGGAGGAGUAAAUUGAAUUUUUUGGGGACCGGCAUCAGGGGGGGUGGGAACGUGACGUGCUGGAGGGAGGAGGCCAGCCAUUGGCCGAGCCCGGUGUCAGUCCCGCACGCUGCUGCAGACGGACAAGCGACUCGAUGAAUAUGGAUGAGAGCAGUGAAAAGGGUGAUGCGGCAGGGAAGACCCCCCCCCCCUUCAAACCGAUGCAGGCUUGAACAAUGCGUGCCGUCUUUCACUGAAAACACUGAGAGCCCGCAUUAGCAUUUUCCCAGACAAUUGAGGCUCUGGCCAGCUGCAGGCAUGGCUCGGAUGCUGCGCUGAAACCUCUUCUUCUGCGCCCACCGAUGAAUUAGAACAGCGGCGGAAAAAAGUCGACUGGCCGCAUUCCUCAACACUUCCAUUGCACCUAUGCCUAGGCUACCGUUCACAUCCCGUUCAGAGAUUGUGCCCCGGCAUUGAUGGCGAUCUGACAGAGGACUUGAGAAGCAGCAGAUCUCACAAUGGAGGAGGGCGAGUACUUCCUGAAGGUGCUGAUCCCCAGCUAUGCAGCCGGCUCUAUAAUCGGCAAGGGAGGCCAGACCAUCGUACAACUGCAGAAAGAGACGGGGGCCACCAUUAAGCUGUCCAAAUCCAAAGACUUCUACCCUGGAACAACAGAACGCGUCUGUCUGAUACAGGGUACAGUCGAGGCUCUCAAUGGUGUCCAUAACUUUAUCGCGGAGAAAGUCCGCGAGAUGCCCCAGAGCGCCCAGAAACCCGAGCCGGUGAGCAUACUGCAGCCACAGACCACCGUCAACCCAGACCGCGUCAAACAGGCCAAAUUGAUAGUGCCCAAUAGCACUGCUGGGCUGAUCAUUGGGAAGGGCGGAGCCACGGUCAAGGCGGUGAUGGAGCAGUCAGGGGCUUGGGUGCAGCUCUCUCAGAAGCCAGAGGGCAUCAACCUGCAAGAGCGGGUGGUGACCAUCAGUGGGGAGCCAGAACAGAACCGCAAGGCCGUGGAGAUCAUAGUGCAGAAGAUCCAGGAGGACCCUCAAAGCAGCAGCUGCCUCAACAUCAGCUAUUCCAACGUCUCGGGCCCCGUAGCCAACUCCAAUCCCACCGGCUCCCCAUAUGCCAAUACGGCCGAGGUGCUGCCCAAUGCAGCCGCAGCAGCCGCCACCGCCUCCAGCCUUCUGGGCCAAGCCGGCUUGACGGGAAUGGGCGGCUUCCCCGCAACCAUGUCCAGCUUCUCUGGCAACGAUCUGCUGGCCAUCACCUCUGCCCUCAACACGCUGGCCAGCUACGGCUACAACACUAACACCCUAGGCCUGGGCCUCAACCCUGCAGCGGCUUCUGGGGUGCUAGCUGCGGUAGCAGCAAGCGCCAACCCGGCCGCUGCCGCCGCAGCCAACCUGCUGGCCUCCUACGCUAGUGAUGCCUCUGGCAGUGCCAGCCACCAUGCUGCAGGCCUCGGGGGGUUCUCACUUGGUUCUCUAGCAGCUGCCACAGGGGCUUCAAAUGGUUACCUAAAUGCUUCAUCCCCACUGAUGGCCUCCUCCCUAUUGGCAACAGAGAAGCUGGGGGACGGCGCCAAGGACGUGGUUGAGAUCGCUGUGCCCGAGAAUCUGGUCGGCGCCAUUUUGGGGAAAGGAGGGAAAACGCUGGUGGAGUACCAGGAGCUAACGGGAGCCCGCAUCCAGAUCUCCAAAAAAGGAGAAUUCAUCCCUGGCACUCGGAACCGUAAAGUUACCAUAACAGGGUCUCCAGCCGCUACGCAAGCAGCGCAGUAUCUCAUCAGCCAACGGAUCACUUACGAGCAGGGCGUGCGCGCUACCAACCCACAAAAGGUGGGCUAAAAGGAAAAAGAAGAGGAAAGAAGGAAAGGAUGAAGACCGAGAUAGAAGGAAAUUGAGAGGGUCACGAUGGAUAGAAAAAAGAAACGUCCAAAUAUCUGUUCAAUAUUUCCGUAUCAAAUGAAAGAAUCACAAAAGGAGGAGGUGGGGGAGACAACCAAGAUAAGUGUGUGUGAUAUGUGAAUGUGUUUUUAGGACUGACGUCCUGAUGUUUUUUAAAAGUUUGUGUAGAGUCCUUUUGACGAUGGUGAUCAGAGUAAGCUGAACUGGUCCACUGCCAAGCUGCAGAUUCAAGGGUGAGGCCGCAGGGUUUCACCCUCCUCUAAAACCUCAUUGCUGUUGUUUUUCUUUCUGGCUUUCGCUGGUUUUUAAUUUCAGACGCAAACCUCAGCUCCCGGUGAGUUGAACGAGUCGGGUGAUGCUUCAGCUGUUUUACAAACCUUGCUCUUUGUGUACAAUGCGGAUGGCGUUGUGAACAGGGGUGAGGUUUUAUCACAAGCACCUGAGGUCACCUCCGUCUGCGGGGAAGCAAUCUGCGCAUUUCUUUAAAGAAGUCGUAUCGUUGACGUCUGUUGAAUUCUGGCUCACAUUAUAAUUGAAGUUUCUAAAUUUGGGUAUUUUAUAUUUCCAUCUUUAAUUUAUUGACAUGGUCUCAUUCAAACACAAGUAGAUUAUUUAAACCUGUGAAUGCAGGUUGAUCUGAAUGUAAAAACAAUAUUAGCCUAUUGCUAUUUUUUAUUUACAGGGAUCAAAUAUUGUGUUGCAGUGAAAGAAAUGUAUUACAAAAAAAGAUACCUGGCCUGCACUUCACUGCUGCUGAGUAUAGUUCAGGGGUUGAAUAAUCCAUGUGAGAGGACAGAGGGGACACACAGGAAUGUAUGAAUAUAUAUUUUACACGAAACACAUCCUCGAUGAUGCUCCCACAAAAAACGGAAGCACAUUUGCAUAUUCAGUCACAGCUACUAACAAGGAAAUAUGUUGUUUGACCCUUUCUUGGUGCUAUAGGAUUAGGUUUAUAUCUCCUUAUACCAUGAAAUUAGAACCCCUGGCGACUAUUAAACUAAAAACAGCUGAUGUGUCGUCCAGCCGUUAACAGCCCAUUGGAUUUCAUCCAGCCUCUCACCAAAUGAAAGGGAUUCAUUUCAGCCCGUCACGACAAAAAGCAACCCAGUCUUAAUAUCUCCAGUCCAUCCUCCAUCCCAAUGCAGUUUUUAUUUUCCUAAUCUUCAAAAAAUUGACCACACUCCUCAUUCAGUUUUCCUGACGAUACGUUUGCCUUAGUCACACAUUUCCCAAGAAUUGACUUAAAGCUCAUACUACCUUCAAGCAGUGUCUCACAAGUUCAGUCUGAACUACAAAUGCGUUUUGAUAAGAAAAGCUGUAUGAACCAAUAUCUGUGAACAAAGAAACGAAUGCCUUUACAUUAAGGGUACCAAAUAGUCAAGAGACACACACUCACACACUAAUGAAAGGGAAGUAGAAUGACACUUGAAAUGAAGGGUUUGGACUCACUUUUUGUUCUGGGAGCCAUCCCUCCCAAUUUGCAUGAAGACAAAAUGAAUAAAAAAGAUCCAGUUCACCCAGGCAGCCUGUUAUCGUCCCCUAAAACACGUGAGCGCUCACUAAGUGCAGCGGUAUUCAAACGCCACGCGAUGUUUGGGCGUUGUCUUUACUGUUAAGGGCAAUCGUUAUGGACUGAUAGUCCAGAGCCUUUCCCCAAACACUCGAAGAUAAACUUGGCUUCCUUCUGUGCUGCUAUCCAUGGUGUUCAUCCUGAGUACACUGGGUCUCUGAAGACUGCACUGUGAGACAUUAAGAACACAUGUAAAGCGUGUCUGUGCCCCCCCCUGGGACAUGAGUAUAUUUCAAUGUGCACAUCUAUGUGACGUAAACCAGACCCCACCAAUACGUGAUAUGUUAUAUUAUCCACAAGAGCAUUUAUACUCUAGCGUCUUGUGAUGUUUCUGUUUACCAGUACCAAUGCACUGAGCUUCAAUUAGCGGGCCGUUCUUUUUGGUUUUGUUUCCUGAUCAGCGAACGUCAAAAUACUUUGUGUUACGUCCACGCUCUAAAGACAUCUUUCGAUUGUCCCCAUCAACCCACGCUCUAUGACCAGCUUCCUGAAUACACGGCUGUGAGGGGUGUCCCAAGAAAUUCAGAACCUCUCUCUCUCUCCUAUUUGCCUUUUCAUUUUCAUAAUUCACGUUCAAAGAUAAAUGGACUUGAGCCGAGCCUUUGUGUCGGAACAUUGCGACACUGAGCCCUUUCUCCCAAAACGCUCCUUCCACCCCGUGUCCUGGAAGGCUGCUCUGCUCAUCCAUAACUACAAUCUGGCCACCAUUGAAACCAUAGCGGACGGAUUACCUUUUACUGCCCAAGACUUUUGGCAUAUAAUAACAUAUAAGCACAAAAACAAGGGAAUGUUUUAUCAAUGCAACUGGGCUGCAUGGGGGGCUGGGGGGGGGCUCUCCGAUCAUGAUAUUGUGCCAAAUGCCAUUUCUCUGUGCCCUCUCAUUGACCUUCCUCUUUCUCUCUACAUUCUUAUUCCCCUGCAUGAUGCUGUUUGUCACCGAGCCGAGACUCCUCCUGUGACCCGAUGUGUCUGAGCUUCUUCCUACACUUUACUCUCCCCCCCCCCCCCCCCCCCCCCCCCAACUUCUAGUCUUCUCAUGGGUGGCACGCUGGCGGUGGGAGUUAUGCACUAUAGGUCAUAAGGGUAUGAAAAUAUUUUCCCAAGCCGUAGAGUUCACAAGGCUAAAAAUGCACAGAAAACACCUGCCUCUGAAACUGUGACACCCACGAGACCAACCAGCAAACGUUAGCUCAAAGUAUCACAUUUCCUCGAUAGAAAAAAAACAAGCGUUUAGACCGUAAACUAUUGGCCUUUUAAGGGAAGUGUUGUUGUUUCUUUUCUUUUUCACAAGAAGACAAAUUAGACAUUAACAUGUGGCUGAACAGACUGACCUCCAGUCUCCAGUCACUCAAAACAAAGCGCAGUAAGGAACGGAACAUCUAAGAUGGCGCGAGAAGCGUGUUUGUGACCUCAAGCUGAAAACAAUGACAUCCUUUAUGCAUAUCCUCUUAUCUGAAAAAUGACUACAAUUCAUUUCUGUGGAAAUACAAUAUGUCAUGUCAUAUGAUCUAUAUGUACUUUAUUGUAGCUAUUCUAGUUUGUAGUCCAAAUGCAGUCCAGCGUUGUCGAUACAAUGUGAACUAUGUUAUAUUUGUGUGGAUGAUGAGAGUGCCAACUAAGCCUGAUUAAGAUUAGCUCCGCGAUUUGUUUGUGCAUUAUGAUGACUCAUCAUCAACCGGUGGUGUCCAUAUUUCUGUCAUGAUUUAGUUUGACAGUAAGAAAAUGUAAAGAAUAUUGGAAGCAAUAUAGUAGCAUGUUGUCCUGUUUUGUGUUCAAUGUCUGUUGUAUGAACCUUUGAAAUUACUAAAAUUUUGAAUGAAUAGGUUUACAUGUACUUUUUGUAAGUUAUGAAAAUGCUGCUAUUUGAUAAGUAAACUAUACAAAAAUAUUUUAGUUGAAAAGAUGUCUGGUCUGUUGAUUAGAAACGUGCUCUAAAAGGCUGGAGCAUAAAACGAGGUGUAUAGAAUGCUAUACAGUAUUGGUAAGAUAGUAAAGUAAUAAUAGACUCCAUAGUACAACCUGUGCCAAACUAGACCUCCGCAGCUGAAAAGUGUAGAUGUGUGAUCAAAUGUUAGAUAACUUGUUUAGAAGUGCUGAUCAAGUGCCAAUCAAACACUGUCUUUUAAGUUAAGAAAAAGAUAAUCAAAUACAUGACUUAAGAAAAGCAAAGGACAAAGAACCUUUUUGUGCAUUGUUUUAUCCCAUAGGUACAUAGACUAAGAGUUAAAGAUUGUGAUUUUUAUGGAUCCAUGUUGUUUUACACUUCAUGCAUCCCUUGUGUGUUUGUUUGACCUGUGGCUUAAGUACUGCUAUAUCACAAAAUGUCUCUAUAGGCCAGCAUGGACUGAAGCAUAACAUGUUAUAAGCAUUCAUAACAUACCAUUAACAAAUCAAAAAUGUGUUUGUGGAGUUAGGUGUUAUCUUUUUGCACGUCUUCUAUUGCAUGGUAUCAAAGUAAAUUAUGGAGAAAAAAAGCUACAAAAAUCUGCGAGGUGUCUCUCGCAAACAUUCAAAGACAUAACGCUGCAUGCGGUCAAAUGUAAAGCACUUAAGUUUACUCGCCUCAUGUUGAAAAAAAAGAGUUGUUUUUUAUGUUGUGAGUUGGGAGGGAGAUCAUUAUUGUCAUGUUGGCCCAAAUAAAAAGACACACACAUCCACAUCU